AUGUUCGCCCGAUCUCUCAACACCGCCGCCCGCUCAUUCGCCCGCCGCUCCCUCAACACCGGCCCCUCCGCUCCCUCCUCCUCCCGAUGGUCUUCGCGCCACGCUUUCGUGGCUGGUACCACCCUCGCCAUCUCUGCCCUUGCCAUCUCCUCUGAAAGGCGGAAGGUCUUGAACGAAUCUGCCAAGCCCGAGAAGCCUAGUCCGAGGGAGAGCGUGCUGCAUCAGCAGAGUUUGAAGGAACCUAUACAUAAGACCGAGGUAGUGAGGCAGGAUGGUGCUUCUGCUCCUCAAGCGUCAGAGUCAUCAGAUAGCGUCGAGGCUGCGGCGGAUGGCGCGGCGAAAGUGUUGGAGGAGAAGAAGGAAGAAGCCGGGGAUGCUUCGCAAGGGGCUUUCAACCCCGAGACUGGAGAGAUCAACUGGGACUGCCCUUGUCUUGGCGGUAUGGCGACUGGCCCAUGUGGGGAACAGUUCAAAGCUGCCUUCUCUUGCUUUGUAUACUCUGAAGCAGAGCCCAAGGGUGUAGACUGCGUGGAAAAGUUCAAGGCUAUGCAGGAUUGCUUCAGGGAACAUCCCGAGAUCUAUGGUGAAGAGAUCGACGAUGAUGAGGCGCCUGCUGCUGUUCCCGAGGGAUCUGCCCCUUUGGAGGAGAAGAAGGCUGAGGAAGAGAAGACCGAGGACAUCAAGGUCGCAGCCGCCCCUGCCGCCUCCCCAUAG
Molecule: messenger RNA, 714 nt
Organism: Cryptococcus wingfieldii CBS 7118
Lineage: Eukaryota; Fungi; Basidiomycota; Tremellomycetes; Tremellales; Cryptococcaceae
Product: mitochondrial intermembrane space import and assembly protein 40
Exons: 4
Coding region: 1-714 (237 amino acids)
Biological process (GO): protein import into mitochondrial intermembrane space
Cellular component (GO): mitochondrial intermembrane space
Molecular function (GO): protein-disulfide reductase activity
Source: RefSeq, a predicted model, not a curated record